This is a messenger RNA of Paramuricea clavata, 477 nucleotides long. NCBI's taxonomy places the organism in Eukaryota, Metazoa, Cnidaria, Anthozoa, Malacalcyonacea, Plexauridae. The record is from the annotation of a GenBank genome assembly.
AUGAGUUCUGAUCAAGGCAAAGGAGGUAGCGUCCUGCACGGUAUAUCAAUAAAUAAUAAAGGAAAACCAAUAUGGACCGAAUCUUAUCAAUUAUUACAGACAUUUGUUGAAGAAGUACUGAACUUAUCAAAUGGCAUAUGGUCUUGCCCUGGUGGGGACGCGAAACAGUAUAAAGCUGAAGAUAUCGAUAUAAGAUGGGACCCGGAAACCCAAUCAAUCAUGUUAAAUGGAAAGGCUAAGGACGAGAUCAAAGAAAAGUUGCCCUCUGUAGCUGCUAUACAAGUACAGUUGGCGAGCACUGUAAAUGAAGAUUUCGACCAGAAUGGCCAUGUUGAUGAGACCAUAACCCACUCUUCCCAAAAAGACAAUAGUACUCUUUCCAUAGAGACUCUCUACAGUCAAUUAGAAGCAUAUCCAAAGACGUCAAUGCAAAUGCGACAGCCAUUAAAUUGUUUACUGUUUAUUGUUUACCAUUAA